Molecule: messenger RNA, 1302 nt
Organism: Striga asiatica
Lineage: Eukaryota; Viridiplantae; Streptophyta; Magnoliopsida; Lamiales; Orobanchaceae
Source: the annotation of a GenBank genome assembly
AUGCGUGCCCUCCCCGACUCCGACCCCCGCAGCUUCCGCCAGCAGGCCAACGUCCACUGCGCCUACUGCGACGGCGCCUACGACCAAACCAACCUCCCAGACCUCGAGCUCCAAGUCCACAACUCCUGGCUCUUCUUCCCCUGGCACCGCUGGUACAUCUACUUCUUCGAACGCAUCCUCGGUAAACUCAUCGAUGACUCGAAUUUCGCCAUUCCUUACUGGAACUGGGACUCCCCCGCCGGCAUGUCCAUCCCACUCAUGUACACCGACCCCACCUCCGCCCUCUACGACCCGCUCCGCGACCCGACCCACCAACCACCAACCACAGUCAACCUCAACUUCAGCAGUCCGGGCGAGACAGCAGUCAGCCCGGACCAGCUUAUCCGCCGCAACCUCACCGUCAUGUACCGACAGAUGGUUUCGAACGCGAAAACCCCGCGCCUCUUCUUCGGAAGCCCGUACCGCCGCGGCGACGAACCGAACCCUGGCGGCGGGUCGAUCGAGAACAGUCCGCACGGCCCGGUUCACGGAUGGACCGGCGACUCGUCGCAACCUAACUUCGAAAACAUGGGGAACUUCUACUCGGCCGCGCGCGACCCGAUUUUCUACGGACACCACGCGAACAUCGACCGGAUGUGGACGAUUUGGAAGACGCUCGGCGGGAGGAGAAAGGAUAUAUCCGACCCGGAUUACUUAAACGCGUCAUUCGUGUUUUACGACGAAAACGCGCAGAUGGUUAGGGUUAGGGUUAGGGACUGUCUGGACGAGGCCCAACUAGGGUAUGCGUACCAGGACGUGGACGUGCCCUGGCUGAACACGAAGCCGCAGCCUAGGGUUUCGACUGCUGUCCGUAAGCUGAAGAAGCUCGGGAGAGCUAAGGCUGCGGACACUCGUGACGCGAAGGAAGUGUUGCCGGGGAAGCUUGGGCAGGGUUUGAAAGUGAUGGUGAAGAGGCCGAAGAAGAAGAGGAGCAGGAAGGAAAAGGAGGAGGCGGAGGAGGUUUUGGUGAUCGAGGGGAUCGAGUUGGAUAGGGACGUAUAUGCGAAGUUUGAUGUUUAUAUUAAUGACGAGGAUGACGAGAUUAGCACGCCGGAGAAUACGGAGUUUGCCGGGAGCUUUGUGAACGUGCCUCACAAGAAUAAGAAGGGGAAGAAGAUUAAGACGCAGCUGAGGCUGGCGAUUGGGGAUAUUAUGGAGGAGCUUGAUGCGGACGAUGACGAACACGUGCUGGUGACUUUGGUGCCGAGUAACGCGUGUGAGUCGGUCACCAUUGGUGGGAUCAAGAUCGUGCUCGAUGAUUGA